Messenger RNA from Ceratotherium simum simum (southern white rhinoceros), 1233 nucleotides. It is a transcript of the gene PDC, whose product is annotated as phosducin. Gene Ontology annotation, cellular component: photoreceptor outer segment. Gene Ontology annotation, biological process: regulation of G protein-coupled receptor signaling pathway. NCBI's taxonomy places the organism in Eukaryota, Metazoa, Chordata, Mammalia, Perissodactyla, Rhinocerotidae. The record is from RefSeq and is a predicted model, not a curated record.
ACAGGGAUUCUCAUCCAUUGAGCAUAAUCAAGGAUACCAGGCACAGAGAACCAAACUUUUAUAUCGAAUCCAACCCCUAAAAUGGAAGAAGCUAAAGGACAAAGUUUGGAGGAAGACUUUGAAGGACAGGCCACACAUACGGGACCCAAAGGAGUAAUAAAUGAUUGGAGAAAAUUUAAAUUAGAGAGUGAAGAUAGUGAUUCAAUUCUACCUAGCAAGAAGGAGAUUCUCAAACAAAUGUCCUCUCCUCAGAGCAGAGAUGACAAAGACUCAAAAGAAAGAUUCAGCAGAAAGAUGAGCAUUCAAGAAUAUGAGCUAAUCCACCAAGACAAAGAAGAUGAAAAUUGCCUUCGUAAAUACCGUAGACAGUGCAUGCAAGAUAUGCACCAGAAGCUGAGUUUUGGGCCUAGAUAUGGGUUUUUGUAUGAGCUAAAAACUGGGGAGCAAUUCCUAGAAACCAUCGAAAAGGAGCAGAAGAUCACCACAAUUGUCGUUCACAUUUAUGAAGAUGGUAUUAAGGGCUGCGAUGCUCUAAACACUAGCUUAACAUGCCUUGCAGCUGAAUACCCUAUGGUCAAGUUUUGUAAAAUAAAAGCUUCUGAUACAGGUGCUGGGGACCGCUUUUCCUCAGAUGUACUCCCCACACUGCUUGUCUACAAAGGUGGGGAACUCUUAAGCAAUUUUAUUAGUGUUGCUGAACAGUUUGCUGAAGAAUUUUUUGCUGGGGAUGUGGAGUCUUUCCUAAAUGAAUAUGGGUUACUACCUGAAAGAGAGAUACAUGCCCUAGAGCAGACAAGCAUGGAAGAUGUUGAAUAAAGAUUCACUUUGUCAGUAUCUCAUAUUUCUCCUUUACACGUUGAAUCUUGAUUUUGGUAGUAUCCAUAUUCCUUUAGAGAACACCAAGUAUGGCCAUGGCCAUUCUCAUUUGGAAACAAAAUCAGAUUGACACUAAAAUUAUAUGAUUAGCAUUUCUUAGUAUUUAGUUAUUCAAAUUGAUAUAAUGCUUUACCACAAAACAUUAUAGUCUUCAGCAACACGUUAGUAGACAAAGAGGAUACGAAUAAUAUUGUGACAGUUUUUAAAACUCCCUCUCAAGUUAUGUGUUGGCUUUAUUACUCCUUGUUUUCCCCUCAGUGUUAUUAUUUGAGUUUUUCAAAUUAUAUUAUUAAUUAUAAUUUUGCUUGUGUAAUAAAAAUAAAGUCUCAUGAGGAAACAAAUUUUCUAUUUGAGGUC